GUUUAGUGAUCUUCCAUGUCCGUUCCUCUUCAUCGAUCAACUACAAUAGACUCAUACACUCUCCGUUUAAAUCCAUGGCAAAGGCUACGUUCAAUGAAAGAUCAGAAAUUUUGAAGCAAGCCAGUGUGGAAGCAUCCGAAGAUACGAGUGUUGGUGGUGUGAAAAUGAAUCCUAUAUCUACAAUAAGUGAUUCAUUUCAAAAGGAACCAAGCUUUGAUCCUAGUAAAUAUCCAAAACCUGGAGAGUUCUUUGCUGCUUAUGAAAGAUUUCUAUUUGCUCAACGAGAAUGGCAGAAGCAGAGUGGCACUUUUGUCAAAGAAACAUACAAGUACCAACCGCCAUCAAGGCGACCAGAACUUCCAGGGAAGAGAAGGGGUGUGUACAAGCAUACUUAUAAGGAUAGUAAUCUUAGUUCCCUGAUUGCUUCAGAAAACGAAACCCUCCUUAUUACUGAACAAAGGAACAAUGUUAACACUGCAGACAGAGAAGUGAAUGAUUCAAUCCCUGGCGCAGACGAGAAUAAAUUAAAAGAUAUUUUGACUGAGUUGCUUGCAUGCUCUCCGGAUGAGCUUGAGGGGGAUGCUGGUGUCAAGCUUUUGGAGGAAAAGUUAAAGAUAAAGCCUAUUGAUAAAGAAAUGCUUUCUCUCCCUGAACUUCCUGAGUUUCCUCCAGAUCUCAGAAGAAUGGAGUUUAAGACAAGGUCCAUUGAUAAGCAAAGGGUCAAAGGGAUCAAAAGUGAUUUCAACAGCUCUAUGCAGAAGAGUUCCUGUGAAGUUGGUUCUGAUAUGCAGACGAAUGAAAAUGUGCUCAUGAAUGUAAGUGAAGCAAACAGAAACACUAGCAGACGAGAAAAGGAUGCUUAUAUCAAUGAAGAAACUGAACAGUUGGACAACAUGGCGAUUGAAUCUUUUGCCGUAGAAGAGGAAAACAUACCAUUUCAGCAAGUUUUUUUGCUUACAGGCGAAUCCUCGAAAUCUCCAAACACAACUCUAGAACAAUACAUUCAAGAACAAGAGGAGCACAUUCAAGAACAACAUGAAGAGGAAAAUGACAACACAGACACAGCUUCUGGACUUCAAGUUGCAAAUUAUCAGGAGGAGGAGGCUCACAACUCUUCACCUAAACAAGCAAAAAAAACAACAAAGGUGAAAAAACUAACACGUGAGGCUAAAGUGUUCUCCCGCAGGAACAGCCUUGCAGGUGCUGGUACUAAAUGGGAAAAUGGUGUCAGAAGAAGUACAAGGAUUAAGUCAAGACCACUUGAAUACUGGAGAGGUGAAAGAUUCUUGUACGGACGUGUUCAUGAGAGUUUGCCUACUGUUAUCGGCAUGACUUAUGAAUCUCCGGGGAAGGGCAAAGGCGAAACGAAUAAAUUAAUGAAUUUGGGUGCUGGUACUAAAUGGGAAAAUGGUGUCAGGCGAAGUACAAGGAUUAGGUCAAGACCACUUGAAUACUGGAGAGGUUUGCCUACUGUUAUCGGCAUAAUGUAUGAAUCUCCGGGGAGGGGCAAAAGCGAAGGCGAGCAUUGAAGGUGAAAUCAUUUGUAUCUGAUGUAUUACAAAUAGCUGGUUGAUUCAGUCGCCUUGUACUGAAGAACCAUAAUACCAUAUACUAAUCCUAGGGGAAGAGUGAUUAAAGCAAUUCCUCUUCAGAUUUUAACUCUGAUGGAUAUGAUUGUUUGGUGUUUGUUAUUGUCACUUUGGGUUCAAAAACCUGUCACUCUCUUUGUUUUGGAACGUC
This is a messenger RNA of Eruca vesicaria subsp. sativa (arugula), 1740 nucleotides long. The record is from the annotation of a GenBank genome assembly. NCBI's taxonomy places the organism in Eukaryota, Viridiplantae, Streptophyta, Magnoliopsida, Brassicales, Brassicaceae.